AUGACUGCCAAGUGUACAAAAGCAUUUAAAUUAUUAAACGGUAAAGAAAUUCCAGCUAUUGGUUUAGGUACCUGGAAAGCAACCGAUGAAGAAGUUUAUAAUUCAGUUUUAUUUGCUUUAAAGACUGGUUAUAGACAUAUCGAUACCGCUGCUGGUUACGGUAACGAGGUUCCAAUUGGUAAAGCUAUUAAAGAUUCAGGAAUCGCCAGAUCAGAAAUCUUCGUCACUACUAAAUUAUGGUCAAUUGAUCAUCAUGAUCCUGAAGCUGCUUUGAAAGCAUCUUUGGAAAGAUUAGGAUUAGACUAUGUUGAUUUAUAUUUAAUGCAUUGGCCCUUAGCCUUGAAUCCAAAGGGUAAUCAUCCAGCCAUUCCAACUAAACCUGAUGGAACGAGAGAUAUCUUGUUAGAUUGGCCAUUCACUAAAACCUGGAAAUUAAUGGAACCUUUGAUUGAAAAGGGUUUCACCAAAGCUUUAGGUGUGAGUAACUGUACCAUUGAAAAACUAACCACUUUAUUCAACGAAAACUUGAAAGUCAAACCAGUAGUAAAUCAAGUUGAAUUACAUCCAUAUUUACCUCAACAUAAAUUACUUGAUUUUGCUAAGAAACAUGGUAUAAUCUUAGAAGCUUAUUCUCCAUUAGGAUCAUCAGAUGCCCCAUUAUUGAAAGAUGAAACUAUUGCUAAAAUUGCUGAAACUUAUGGAGUUUCAUCUGCUACUAUCAUCAUUUCAUGGGCUGUAUGGAGAGGUACUGUGGUAUUACCUAAAUCAGUCAAAGAAAGUAGAAUUGAAAGUAACUUUGAAAUCGUUACUUUGAAAGAUGAAGAUGGUGAAAAAUUGAAUAAUUUAGUCAACGAAAGAGGUGGACCUCAAAGAUUUGUUUCACCUCCAUGGAAUCCAUUCGUUGUAUUUGACUCAUCUCUUUAG
Molecule: messenger RNA, 924 nt
Organism: Yamadazyma jaroonii
Lineage: Eukaryota; Fungi; Ascomycota; Pichiomycetes; Serinales; Debaryomycetaceae
Source: the annotation of a GenBank genome assembly